AGACCAGAGUGCUCACAGGUUCUUCUUGUCUGUUUCCUAAAGCUUCUCCUAAAAUUUCUCAACAUGAACGUGCUCGGUGUGCUGUCCUGCCUCAGCCUGCUGCUGGCUGCUGCUGUCGCCCAGGACCCAAAACCUUGUGUUUCUCCCCCACUGAUGAGUGGAGGUGUCAGUGUGAUGGCUGCCAACGGACUCGUCAUGUCCACAGGAACAAUAAGCUAUGAUGCUUUUGGCCAGAAGAUGCGAAUUAGAAACUUCUGGCUUGUUGGCAAUCAGACCUUUGCUCUGGACCAGCUGAUGCUUUUCAGUCAGAAAGUCUAUUAUGAGAUAGACUGGAGCAAACUAGCUUGCAAGAAGAAAGCACUGGACACCACCUUCAUUCCUAUGCAAGUUCCUUCUGAUGCUAAACUGAUGGGCCAAGUAUUCAUGGGCUCCUCUUCCUCCUGGGGAAUGGGUGUGCUAGUCAACACCUGGCAUGGAGACCUGCCACAUAAUGGCAAGCAUAUGACUGUCUUCACUGAGGUUGGCUGCAUCCCUAUGACUUUCACUGCUUACACCCCAGCAUCUGGAUGGACCACUGUCAGCACCUUUAACUGGGUAGUGGGCAACACAAACCCCAUGGACUACAUCCCUCCUUUAUUCUGUGCCAGAUCUAAGCUGGAAGAGACAGAGACACCAGACACCAUGUUUACUGCUUUGGAGUCUCUGGCCAUGAAGACCAAGAAAGAGGAGUAAACAUCUGGAGCAGCUCACCAGAAAUAAUCACUGAUACUGCUACCACCAGAGUAGCAGAGCUAAAUUUGAGUUGAUUCAGUAAUCAUCAUGGAAUAUAAUGUUGUUUAGAUUAACACAAUUUUUAAAGUUGUUUCAACCUGCUAAGCCACAAUAUAGCCACCAGACAACACAACAAGUCAGGGAUGCAUGUGAAAGUCAUUUUAAUACGCUCUUGAUAUAUCACCUGGGGUAUCAAUGGGGUAAAAACCCACACACCUCAUUCUUUGGUAUU
This is a messenger RNA of Morone saxatilis (striped sea-bass), 1003 nucleotides long. RefSeq names its product ependymin-like. The record is from RefSeq and is a predicted model, not a curated record. Gene Ontology annotation, molecular function: calcium ion binding. Bases 64 to 732 code for a protein of 222 amino acids. The transcript is spliced from 6 exons. Lineage: Eukaryota; Metazoa; Chordata; Actinopteri; Moronidae. Gene Ontology annotation, biological process: cell-matrix adhesion. Gene Ontology annotation, cellular component: extracellular region; lysosome.